AUGGAACGUGUGAUUCAACUACUGUUUUUGAUUGCGGCUCUUCCAACUACUUCAGCCAUUCUCGUUGUUCUCUACGAUUCUUCCAAAUGCGUUCAUCUCCAAUGCGAGUGGCGUGUAGAAGGAAAGUUAUGCAAGUCGGGCAAUCUCUUGUAUCGUCUUAAUCAAAAGGUAAUAAAGAAUAGAGGAAUCUUGUUUAUUUGCUUGUAAUUUCAGAAGAAUGUGCCGAAUUCUCAUCCACUUAAUUAUCCAUAUGUACCACGAGGCGACAACGAGUCAGCGACCAGCAUUCUUGCACGCGUUCGGGUACGUAAUAUUUUUUAUCAUAGGGAGGUGGUGAGAGAAAAUGUUUAAUUUCAGGCAACGUAUCCAGUGAACACGUUCACAGUGAUUGGCGAUGACGUUGCGAUUGGCGAGGAUUGUAAAGGAAGAAAUCUAUAUUGCAAUUCUUCCCAUUUUUAUGUCACCGAUAGCUACGAAUCAUUUCUCAAAAACAUCCAAAAACAAGCCGUUCCACCGAAGUUCCAAUGCUGA
This is a messenger RNA of Caenorhabditis angaria, 531 nucleotides long. NCBI's taxonomy places the organism in Eukaryota, Metazoa, Nematoda, Chromadorea, Rhabditida, Rhabditidae. The record is from the annotation of a GenBank genome assembly.